AUGGCCAAUGUCUUCAAAAAACUAUCAGAUUCGGACAGAAAUCCCACCGCCACAUUAUAUUUCGGCAAUAUCGACCCCCAAGUCACCGAAUUAUUAAUGUAUGAAUUAUUCAUCCAAUUCGGACCAGUACGAUCAAUCAAUGUGCCCAAAGAUCGAAUAUUAAAAACACAUCAAGGGUAUGGAUUUGUUGAAUUUAGGAGUUCUUUGGAUGCUGGAUAUACGUUAGAUAUUUUGCGUGGGGUACGAUUGUUUGGAAAAUUGUUAAAAUUGAAAAAGAUUGAUCAGGGAACAGGGGGUGUGGGACAACAGGGAACUGGACCGAUGAAGAAGAUUGGACAAAUGAAUGUUGUUGGACAGGGACAAGAUUUAUUAAACCCCAAUUAUAUAGAUGUUGGAGCUAAAUUAUUCAUAAAUAAUUUAUCACCAUUAGUUGAUGAAAAGUUUCUAUUUGAAACAUUUGGGAAAUUUGGUAAUUUGAUAAGAUAUCCAAUAAUCCGGAGAGAUAUUGAAACAGGUCAAUCUAUGGGAUAUGGAUUUUUAACGUAUGAUGAUUUUACCACUAGUGAUUUGGUGAUUGAAAAAAUGAAUAAUACGAUAUUGAUGAAUAAUAAAAUAAGUAUAAGUUAUGCAUUUAAAGAAGAUACUACAAGUGGUCAAAAGAAAGCAAGAACAAGACAUGGUGAUAAGGUGGAAAGAUUAUUGGCUGAAAGUGCAAAGGCUAAUAAUUUGUUAAUUACCAAGAAAUUGAAAACGAAGAAGAAACAAAAAGUAACUAAACCUCAACAUCAUCGAAAAAGCGGAUAA
This is a messenger RNA of Hemisphaericaspora subhashii, 804 nucleotides long. RefSeq names its product U2 snRNP complex subunit. Gene Ontology annotation, biological process: positive regulation of mRNA splicing, via spliceosome. The transcript has a single exon. Bases 1 to 804 code for a protein of 267 amino acids. Lineage: Eukaryota; Fungi; Ascomycota; Pichiomycetes; Serinales; Debaryomycetaceae. Gene Ontology annotation, cellular component: U12-type spliceosomal complex; nucleolus. The record is from RefSeq and is a predicted model, not a curated record. Gene Ontology annotation, molecular function: RNA binding.